GCGGAAGUGUGUUGGACUCGUGGUUGGAAACUAGAUGCGGAAGUCAAAAGUUGGCGGGAGACCUGUCUUCCUUUACGUCCGCAGCCCGUGUUUAAAGCCUGAUGUUCACAGUCGUCCUCUAUCAGUGUUGUUACUGAACCAGUCAGAGAACAAUGAGUGGACGCGGUAAAGGAGGCAAAGGACUCGGGAAAGGAGGCGCCAAGCGGCACCGUAAAGUCCUCCGUGAUAACAUCCAGGGAAUCACCAAGCCCGCUAUCCGCCGCCUGGCUCGCCGCGGUGGAGUCAAGCGUAUCUCGGGUCUUAUCUACGAGGAGACCCGCGGUGUGCUGAAGGUCUUCCUGGAGAACGUGAUCCGUGACGCCGUCACCUACACCGAGCACGCCAAGAGGAAGACGGUCACCGCCAUGGAUGUGGUGUACGCUCUCAAGAGGCAGGGCCGCACUCUCUACGGCUUCGGAGGCUAAAGCAGCGGCAGCUCAACCAGCAACCCAACGGCUCUUUUAAGAGCCACACACAUUUCUUUAAGACCAUUCCUUUUUAA
Messenger RNA from Fundulus heteroclitus (mummichog), 541 nucleotides. Its product is annotated as histone H4. Gene Ontology annotation, cellular component: nucleosome. The transcript has a single exon. Lineage: Eukaryota; Metazoa; Chordata; Actinopteri; Cyprinodontiformes; Fundulidae. The record is from RefSeq and is a predicted model, not a curated record. Gene Ontology annotation, molecular function: protein heterodimerization activity; DNA binding; structural constituent of chromatin. Gene Ontology annotation, biological process: nucleosome assembly. Bases 153 to 464 code for a protein of 103 amino acids.